Plectropomus leopardus (leopard coralgrouper) is the source of this 3072-nucleotide messenger RNA. It is a transcript of the gene fastkd2, whose product is annotated as FASTK mitochondrial RNA regulator 2. The record is from RefSeq and is a predicted model, not a curated record. Gene Ontology annotation, biological process: mitochondrial RNA processing; regulation of mitochondrial mRNA stability. Gene Ontology annotation, cellular component: mitochondrial matrix; ribonucleoprotein granule. NCBI's taxonomy places the organism in Eukaryota, Metazoa, Chordata, Actinopteri, Perciformes, Serranidae. Gene Ontology annotation, molecular function: RNA binding.
GUCGGCGCGUGAGGCUGUCAGCUAAUAUGUAGUACACUAGUAUAGACAUAUGCAUUGGACUUUCUUUUGUCUUUAAUAAAGCUUUGUUUCUCUUCGCUAAAUAACAUUUAAAUGUUACAUGGUCUAGCAAGUGUCGAGUCACCGUGGGACAAAUAUUCGUACGUUUUCACGGUUUAAGUAAGAAGAUCAUCCCCUUAUUAGAGAAAAGAUGUCUUUCAGGGUGACAGAGGGGGUCAUGAGAUGUGGCCAGCGUUUUUGCAGCCGCAGGUUUCUAUGGCAACAGCACAGCUUCCUGGUCACAGCCAAAGAAGACGCAUCUUUUCCAAGUCACCAGGUAGCAAAGAUCACGGGGACAAGGCAAUGCCUGACAAGCCUGGAUAAGAGUUUUAGUUCGAUGAGGUUUUACUCACAGAGUGGAAUUCACAGCGAACACUUGAAAGAGAGGGAGCAACAUCUUUCUUCUUCACUGUCAGAUUCUUCGCUGCUCGUUGACAUCCAAUCUGAUGAGACAGUCUCGAGGCAGACACAGUAUAGUUCGGCCUUCUUGGACCACCUUCAGCGUUGUGUCUCUCCAUCAGAUGUCUUGGACCUCACCUGUACAUUCGCACCCACAGCUCAACACGUCAGCUACUGCCUAAGCAGAAUGUGGUCCCUCACUAAGAAGAUGACAAAUGAGCAGCGACGCUGUGAGCUGCAGCUGAUGUUUAAGCAUCCUGCUUUUGAAAAGCUGCUUCAAACAGCCUUGAAGGAACUGAGAAAUAUGCGCCAUGUGAGCGUGGCUUUUGCUCUCCAGAGUAUGGUCAAUCUGGGUGUUCCUCAACGUAGCCGUGUGAUCCAGACGUUCCUCCGAGCCUGCCAGGAGAAUCUGAGCAAUUUUGAUGAAAAGACACUGUCCAUCUUGGCCUCUUGUCUGGGAUGUAUGGAGGAAUGUGCGAAUGUCAAUGCACUGAAGAUGGGAAUGAGGUUGGAAGUUGAGGCCCGUCUCCCCCAGAUCAAGAAUGUAGUUAUUCUCCAGAUCAUGAUGCGUCUGGUGGGGAAAGAUGCCCCAAUGAACCUCAAACGGAAACUCGAGAAAAAGGCUUUAUCAAUGACCGACCAGUUCAGCCUUGUCAACAGCCAGUACAUGAUCAUCACUAUUGCCACAAUGGGCUUCUACUCCAGACCAUUGCUGGAUGUCUGCAGUAAGAUGAUCAGAGAAAACCUCUAUGGAAUCCCUUUCAACAAAUUGUUUGGAAUCCUGCAGUCUUGUAGGACUCUAAGCCACAGAGACAAAGAUCUGUUCACUGACUUUUCAGACUACAUUGCCUCUUCCAUAGACAUUUGGACCAAAAAACAGGUGAUCUCCAUCUUGUCGAUAUUUGAGGACCUCAACUUCUGUCCCUCUGCAUUAAUGGGGGCAUUUCUGGAGAUGGUGAUCGCCAAUCCAGACGCUCUGACGCUUAAAGACCUCCUCUGUAUCCUCAAGGUGUAUUCCAAUCGUAACUAUGAUCUGCAGCACCAAAGACAACAGUUCCUGGAUAGUCUUACCAUGGCUCUAGUCUCGUAUCUGCCCACGAUGUCUGAGUUUGAGUUAUUAAAGGCUGUGUAUUAUCUCUGUCUGCUGGGCCACUUCCCCGCUGCACCACUGGAGCAACUCCUGCAGAGCAGUACGCUAGAGAAGUUUAAGACUACAGCGCUCUGGAAUCUCUCUGCCCAGCAGGAAAUGUUUCGGUUAGUGGACUUGUGCCUCCGUCUUGAUCGUCCUCCACUUCCUCAGCCCCUCACAGUCCCCCCAUCUGUCCUGGGAGACCCUGUCCUCAGAGUAUUUCCAGUGAACUUGAAGCUCUCGCAGUGCUUGCGGAGUGUGUUGGGAGACCAGGCAGAAACAAUGCUGCAGGAAAUGGUGGUGGAGAACUUCUACGUCAUAGACGCUGUGAUAACCAAACCUGUGCCAAACCACACCUCUGUGACUGAAGCAAGUGCAGGAGAAGAGCGGUCUCCAGCAGAGAGCAGUCAGAGAACCGCAGUAUUUAUCCCAUCACGCUCUGGUUUUUGCUACGGUACGUCCAAUCCCUGUGGUCGUCUAGCUGUCAAGAUUCGCCAUCUGAAGAUCUUGGGAUAUAACCCUGUCAUGAUAACGAAGCCAGAGCUGUCGUCUGCGUUGGAGGAAAACCUGACGGAUUUCCUCAGGGGACAGAUUUUUUCAGAACACCACAGAUCAGACACACAACCAGAGGUGGCAUCUGGGAUCUUGAGGACUGAUGUCAGUGCUAAACACAUGCCAAAAGCCACAUCUGGUGCAAUAAACUCAAUCUGUGCAAUCAUGAACACACAAACUGUUUUCUGCUGUUGAAGGUUUGUAAACAAUUAGGAAGUAAUAAUAUCUUAAAGUAUUGAUAUAAAUGUGCUCUGGAUAAAAUGACAUAGAUAAAGAGAACCUGAACUUUGCUUUUGGUGUUUGUCGGAGGCGUGACUGUGGGGGAUGAAAAGAAAUCUUUUAUCGCUUGUUUUUUAUCAUCUUUCCCAAAAAGGCUCAAAAAGCUAACAGAAACAAUCUCGCUGAUGCUCGUGGUAGCCGAUGAGUAAGAACUGCGCUGCUGAAUGAAACCAAUAAAAGCAGUGUGUGCACUUCCAAUAACUGCACAGAAAGUGCAAGGUGAGCAAGGUAAAGGUGGAGUCCCUUUGAAGCAGCUACAUCUGCAGAAAGCAGCAGAAGGAAAAAAAAACGGUAGAGGGAGGGAAACAGGAAACGCUGCACAUUGUUAUUGUUUGAAGUGUUUGCGUCUCCUUGUUGUGUAUCUGCUUCUCAUCAACCUCAGUGAUGUUAACUCUCCGAAAACACCAUCUGAUGUUUGUGAUUUCUUUGAAAUAAGAGUGCGCAGGCUGGAAAAAGGCGCGUGAUGUUAAUCACAGUUAUAUUUACAGUUUGUAGACGCCUCUAACGGCUUUUCUCAUUUUUGGAACUUAUGAUCGCUCAUGAUUCACAUAUUGCCACACAGGUUUGCUGACUGAGUGUAUCCUCUGAAUGUGGUUAAAUCCCCUCGUUCAGACACCACCGUGUUUCGACCACAGAGUGGGGUUCCAACUACAGAU